Corylus avellana is the source of this 2810-nucleotide messenger RNA. Its product is annotated as putative E3 ubiquitin-protein ligase RHG1A. NCBI's taxonomy places the organism in Eukaryota, Viridiplantae, Streptophyta, Magnoliopsida, Fagales, Betulaceae. Gene Ontology annotation, molecular function: ubiquitin protein ligase activity. The record is from RefSeq and is a predicted model, not a curated record.
UCUUUUGGGGUUAUUUCGUAAAUUAAAGAUUGUUGUCCUCUUUAAUCUCUCUUUCCCUUUCUCUCUCCAUUCUCAAAUCCUCCACCCAAGGGCCAAGGCUCUCUCUCUUCCUCCCUUUGCUCCUUGGGUUUGGUUUUUUCGCCUCUUUCUUUUUCUCGAGCUAAGCGUAAGGAAAAUCAAAGAGGCAGCGGAACGAAAAUACAGCUUUUUUUUUUUCAUCGUUUUCUCUGGGCUGGUUCUUUGUUUUCUGGCCCAUAUUUUUCAGGUAGAUCGGUGUUCUAUUUUCAUCUGCUGGGUGUACCAACAGUGUACUUGAUUUUUUCUGUUGGAAUUUCUUUGAGAUCGUUACCUAUAUCUUUAUAAUAAAGUUGUUAGUAGCCCUAAUGCAAGGGCAGAGGGGUAGAGUUGGUUCCUUGCCUGAAACCUUGGAAAUUGACCAUGGAUCUACAUCAAAUAAUGUUCCUAUAAGUCAGCAGCUUUGCUGGAAUAACAUGCGAAAUACUGCAGGAAACCAAUUGCCAGACUAUAUGCUGCCACCUGGUGAUAUGAACACAUAUUUGAAUUCUGUGAACCACGAACGACAGAUGUCAAGUGGUUGGAGCUUGGGUGAGCCUAGUUCUAGCAACAGCCAGAGUGAGGUCAGGUGUGAUGAGCAGAAAGCAGAACUUGGAUGGUCAUCUUCUGAAAGUGCUUGCCCCAGGGCUGGUCCAAGGUUGGAAGAACGGAGCUAUGAACCACCUAAUACAUUUUCAGUUGCCAAUGUCAAUACGAACCCUCUGUUUCUGCAAAGUUCCAAUUCUGAUGUGCUUACCCAGAAUCUCAACAUAAACACAGGUUUUGUGGGUAAUGGUGGUGAUAAUAGUCAAGUCAUGUUAUGUCCUAAUAUGCACAAGUCUAGUGGAUCAGAAAAUCAGUGGAUCCCACCUGCUGGUGGCUCCAUUCAUCAUGCACUGCCUUCCAGAAGUGGUGGAUUUUUGGUGGAAGACAAUGAUGGCAGAUCAGGUUGUUCAAUGGAAGGUCGCCGUGUGUCCUGUAAAAGAAAAGCUAUUGAAGCAAAUGUUGGACAGUCUUCUGUAUCUGGAAGUUCUAGCUACUUUCAGCGUACUGAUAGUGCAUGGUCUGCUGUUCCUGCUCCAUUUAAUCUGACCAGCAGUUUAGGGAUUUCUGCUCCACCAGAACAGGUGAACCCAAGACUCAUGCUAGGUGCAACAGAAGUCGCUUUUGAUAACAUUCCCGAUUUAAGUGGGGCAGGAAGCUCCCAUAGAAAUACCCGUUUGAGGAUAAAUCCGCCAAUUCAACAAGAUUCUAUUUCCCCUACUUUAUUCCCAACAGAGAGUGCUGUUAGGCAUUCUAGUGUUUCUUCUUCCCAGCUUUCACAGAGACAUCUUCCAGUUGAUUAUUCUUUGGACUUGAGGUCAGCAUCUACUGCAGAUAAUAUGAUUCCUCAAAGUCAACCAGUUUUGAUUCAUGUUCCUACAUUGCCACGAAAUGUGCAAGCUCAUAGGUGGAAUGGAGGAUCGAGCUCAGGAACUGGCAGUUCGACAACGUCUAUUGUUUCUGGAGACAGAGAUGCUGUACCACGCAUAGAAACAGGUUCAAGAAGCGUUGCAAGAAAUCUUUUGGAGCAUCCUAUGUUUGUGUCUGCUACUGAUGUGAGAAAUUUGGUUCAAAAUCCAGCAAAUAGAAGUUCAACUGGUGUAAAUUUAAGUAUUCCUGGAAAUGUUGCUUCUACUUCUCGGACCAACCCCAGUUCAGGUGUCCAUCCAUCAUCAGCUCCUACUUUAGUUCCUCGACAGAAUCCUCCGCAAUAUCCUCGAAGAUUAUCUGAAUAUGUUCGCAGGUCAUUGUUUUCUUCUGCUGGCUCUGAGUCUGGAGGCCAGAGCGGUAAUUAUUCUCCACUGCGUUCAGGCCCUGUUUCCUCGCAAGAAAUGGGGUUUUCAUCUGGACCUGGUAACCAGGGUCAUCUUCAGUCACACCCGAGGUCAGCAUUGUGGAUGGAGAGACAAAGUAAUGGUGGACUUGGAAUCCCUUAUUUGAUGCGAACAUCUGCUGCGGCCGGCGAUGGAAGUAGCAGGCUUGUAUCUGAGCAGAUUCGAAAUGUCUUGGGUCUCAUGCGCAGGGGUGAGAGCUUACGAUUUGAGGAUGUCAUGAUCCUUGACCAGUCGGUCUUUUUUGGGGUGGCUGAUGCUCAUGAUCGACACAGGGAUAUGCGACUAGAUGUUGAUAACAUGUCUUAUGAGGAGUUGUUGGCUCUGGAAGAGCGCAUUGGAAAUGUGAGCACGGGAUUGAGUGAGGAGACAAUUUUAAAUCGUCUGAGACGGCGGGAGUGUUCGAUUGCAGUAGGUUCUCCACUCGAGGCAGAGCCAUGUUGUAUCUGUCAGGAGGAAUACAAUAAUGGAGAUGAUCUUGGGACACUGGAAUGUGGCCAUGAUUUUCACGCUGGCUGUAUAAAACAAUGGCUGAUGCACAAGAAUUUGUGCCCCAUUUGUAAAACAACAGCCCUGACGAAAUGAGAGGCUGCCGAUAAUUUUCUGGCUGUUUAUUCUUCUAUUGGAAAGAGGGAUGAAAUUGCGUUGCCUAUUAUGCCUGCGUCACCUUUCCUACCUGUUCUUCCAUGUGAAGCUGGUUCACUCACCCAAGAUCCAGAGGAAUACUUUUAAUUCAUAAUUCUAUUGAAGCCAGCUAUUUCCUUGUGGAGGCGGCAGAAAAUUUGCAAUUGGAGAAAACAUGAUUAGUUUCAAACUUUCCAUUUAGCAACAAAUGAGUAGUUUUCAACGUUUAUUAAAAAUUCAGCCUAUUGGCAUUACACA